AUGUCAAAUGAAAGCGCCGACGAUAUUAAUGUCGGUGUCGCCCUCAGCACUGCUCUUCUCCUUCCAAAGGAUCUGGAGCGAAAUGCUGGGUUCAGCGAAUAUGAGAACUACGCUCUAAUGCUCCAGCACUCCGUUCAAAGGGAGGUGUCUGCCUUGAAGAAGGAGAACAAAUCUCUCGAAUCAAAAAUGAAAAAAUUGGAGGAUCAGGCCGAGGCUGCUACUAAGGCCCAGCAGAUGGCCGAGGAGAAAGCGGAGUCUGCUGAGGCUAUCCGAAAAGUUGCUGAGGCCGAAAAGAAAGAGGCCGAGGUAAAAAAGGCCCAGGCUGAGAAGGAGCUGCAGAAGGCUCUGGCCACCAAAGAGGCUGAAGUCAAAGAAGCUGAUGAGAAGGCCUACGCCCAGGGCAUGGAUGACGUCACUGAGGAAUACAAGCUUCAAGUCAGGCAAGCAUGCAACAGGGGCUUUUCCCUUGGUUGGAUGGCCCUCGUCAAAAAGCUCAAUAUCCCAGAUGACUCGCCACUGCGCCAGGCCGACGCUAUUCCUCUUCCAUUUCCUCCACCUCCACCUCCAAGCCAAGCUGAAGACGAAUCAGAGUCUGAGGCUGAUACCGAGGAUGAGGAUAACAAUGACGGUGAUGCUCUAAUAAGGAAGCCCAAGGAUGCCGAUGAGACCAAAUCCCCUCCUCCAACUGAGCAAGUCAUGGACUUAACUCUGGAUGAAGAGGGUGGUGAGGUUGAGGAGGUGUCCAAGGAGGCGGGUCCAGGGCAGCUAUCAUCCGACCUUCUUCUGGCUGAAAGAAGUCUUGAUAAAACAUUAGCGGAGAUUGACGCCGAGCUGGCGGCAGAGAAGGUUGUCGAAGUGGUUUCGCAAGAAACUUCCGAGGUCCAAACCCAAACUGUUCCUGAAGCUGAAGAAUCAUGA
Camellia sinensis is the source of this 918-nucleotide messenger RNA. The record is from RefSeq and is a predicted model, not a curated record. NCBI's taxonomy places the organism in Eukaryota, Viridiplantae, Streptophyta, Magnoliopsida, Ericales, Theaceae.